This is a messenger RNA of Malus domestica (apple), 872 nucleotides long. Its product is annotated as small ribosomal subunit protein uS9-like. Lineage: Eukaryota; Viridiplantae; Streptophyta; Magnoliopsida; Rosales; Rosaceae. Gene Ontology annotation, biological process: maturation of SSU-rRNA from tricistronic rRNA transcript (SSU-rRNA, 5.8S rRNA, LSU-rRNA); translation. Gene Ontology annotation, cellular component: cytosolic small ribosomal subunit; ribosome. Gene Ontology annotation, molecular function: RNA binding; structural constituent of ribosome. The record is from RefSeq and is a predicted model, not a curated record.
GCAAAGUCCGCACCUUAGAAACCCCAAAUAUAAUUACUAAACUUUUUAUUGGGUGCGGAUUUGGGUGUGAGCUUCCCAUCAGCCCGUUAGGUCCAUACAGAAAUCACCUAAGGCCAUUAUAUAAAUACCCUCAGUUACCCGCACACACCACUUCCUGUAGGUCUAGGGUUUUUCAUUAUUCAAUUCAGAGUAAUCAAACCCUAGCAAUGGCGACUCCCGCAAUCGAGUCAGUGCAGUGUUUUGGCCGCAAGAAGACCGCUGUCGCUGUCACAUACUGCAAGCGCGGCCGUGGCCUCAUCAAGAUCAACGGCUGCCCAAUCGAGCUCGUCGAGCCCGAGAUCCUCCGCUUCAAGGCCUACGAACCCAUCCUACUCCUCGGACGACAGCGCUUCGCCGGUGUCGACAUGCGCAUCCGCGUCAAGGGAGGCGGUCACAUCUCCCAGAUCUACGCCAUCCGCCAGAGCAUCGCCAAAGCUCUCGUCGCUUUUUACCAGAAAUAUGUGGAUGAGCAGAGCAAGAAGGAGAUUAAGGACAUUCUGGUCAGGUAUGACAGGACCCUCCUUGUUGCUGAUCCGAGGCGCUGCGAGCCCAAGAAGUUCGGCGGUCGUGGUGCUCGUGCUAGAUUCCAGAAGUCUUACCGUUGAUUUGGGGCAAAUGGAAGGCGAAAGAUGGACAGGUUUAGCUUCUUCGUUUCGGUUUAUGGUUUAAGGGUUAUUGACUUUGUUUUAAGAAGUUGGAAGUUAAAUGGGUAUUUUAUAAUUUUCCAGAAUUUUGAUCAUCGAGACUUUGUUGUUGUUUUUGAGUAUGUUGGAUAUUGAAUGGUUACCAUAUUAAGUAUGACAUCCUUCAAUUAAUUACUAGUUUAUUUUGCU